GCUGCGGGACGAGAGGGCGGGCUCCUCCCGGAGAUUAAAAGCAGCCAAUCAGAGCGCGCCGGCUUCAUUCGGAGAGCGGCGUGGGGCGUCGCCGCCGCCGCCGCGCGCGCCGGGGGCUGGUUAAGGCCAUGAAACAAAAGAAACCCUGAGAGGGGAGCCGCUGCCGUCCCCACCCACCCACCUAGUUCCCUACCUCGGCUCCGUUCCCGGCCCCUCCACCCCGCCCUCGCGCGCUCCGGCGGCCCUGGCGCUCCUCAGCCCGGGGCGCGGGCGCCGCCGCCUCCCCCGAGGAAAGGUGUUUGCGCGCUGAGCAGGGCCGGGGCCCUGUCCGCCAUGGGGCCGGCUGCUCGCCGCGCCUGACGCUCCCGCCGCCGCCGCCGCCGCCAUUGACAGCGCGCCGCCGCGAUGCCAAGCGGCAGCUCCGCGGCCCUGGCCCUGGCCCUGGCGGCGGCCCCGGCCCCCCUGCCGCAGCCGCCUCCGCUGCCGCCGCCGCCGCCCGCGGGAGGCCCAGAGCUCGAAGGGGACGGGCUGCUGCUGAGGGAGCGCCUGGCCGCGCUAGGCCUCGACGACCCCAGCCCGGCGGAGCCCGGCGCCCCGGCGCUCAGGGCCGCGGCGGUGGCGGCGGCGGCGGCGGCGCAGUGCCAGGCCCGGCGGGCGACCGGGCUGGCUCCGGAGGAGCCUGGCCGCCUCGCGACCUCCGAGACGGCGGAGCUGGAGCUGGAGGUGGACGAAGAGGAGGGGGAGGAAGCGGAGCUGGACGGAGAACUGCUGGAGGAGGAGGAGCUGGAGGAGGCAGAGGAGGAGGACCGGCCGUCGCUGCUGCUGUUGUCGCCGCCCGCGGCCACCGCCUCCCAGACUCAGCCGAUCCCGGGCGGGCCCCUGGGGUCGGUGCUGCUGCCGGCCGCGGGCUUCGAUGCCCGGGAGGCCGCGGCGGCAGGGGUGCUGUACGGAGGGGACGAUGCCCAGGGCAUGAUGGCGGCGAUGCUGUCCCACGCCUACGGCCCCGGCGGCGGCGGGGCCGCCGCUGCCGCCCUGAACGGAGAGCAAGCGGCCCUGCUGAGAAGGAAGAGCGUCAACACCACCGAGUGCGUCCCCGUGCCCAGUUCCGAGCAUGUCGCUGAGAUUGUCGGACGCCAGGGUGCCUGCAGAGACUAGAGUCAGAUACCCUUGGAGUUGAAAGCACAAGCCGCCUGAUGUGGAUGCUGGGAACUGAACUCAAGUCCUGAGCCAUCUCUUCAUCCUUCCUCUCCAUGGACCAGUUUUAAUAAUGAUGAAGACUGGCGGAGCAUUUGACCUCCUGUUUUACUCCCAGGAGCGUGGCCUUUUCCAUAUGUUAAAUUAGUCUUAUUACUGUUGUUGUGUUUUGUAAGUGUUGUAUUUAUUGUGAAACUAACAGUUGUAAUAAAUUUUACUAAUUAUAUUUAAUAGGAUAAAUUAGAAAUUAAGAGAUAUAUCUUUAAAUAUAGACAACAAAAUAAGUCUAAGGCUGAGAAGCUGACUCAGGAGGUAAAAUGCUUACUUCACAAGCAUGAAGUUCUGAACUGAAAUCCCUAGCAUCCAUGUAAAAAGCUAGAUCUGGUGCCAUAUGGCUAUAACCCUAGCUCUGAUCCUGGAGACUUGCUAACCAGCUAGUCGAGCCAUCGAGCUCCAGGUUCAGCAAGAGACCCUGCCUCAAAAAACAGAGUGAAGAACCAUAAAGGAGGACAUACACCAUCAGCCUCCAGCCUCCACAUGGGCGCACAGGCGUGCACACACUAAAAAUAUUUGUAAGAUCUCAUUUUAUAAAUAUGAAAUAUCUCCGUUUUUAAGUGUAGUUCCUGCAAGACAUUAAUAGUUGACAGGUUUGACUGAAGACAACAGGUUUUAUUAUAAUUUACACAGUUGCUACUCUCCAGUAAGUCUAAAAAGAGACUUAUAGUAGAACUCUAAAUAUUCUUUACUAUCAAUAUUAAAUGCCAUAAAUUGAGUUUCAGAUAAGUGUUCAUUUUCAGCUACUUUUGAUAUGACUUUAAUUGAUAGUAUGUUUUUUACCUAAUAGAUCUCGAAAAGUUUUUUUAAUUGUAUACUCUUUUCCCCCCAAAAAAAGUUGUACCACAUUAUACAGUUUAUACAUACCACAGUAUAAUCUAUACUAAGAAAAAUGUACAUCAUACAAAAAUUUUAACAAAUAAGAUAAAAUGAAAAAUUUUUUUUAAAUUUUUAUCUGUGUGAUGAUGCUCUUAUAUUCUAGAUGUCACUGAGGUCUAGACCAUUUAGAAAACUUCCUCAUUGACUGAACUGUCUUGGUAACCACUCAUCUCCAGUGACUGUGUAUUAGGGGAGGUGGGGGAAACCUUCCCAAUGUUUCAAGUUGUGGGUAGUAUUUGAUUAGGAGAAACCGAGUACUUGCUGGUCUUGCUGUGCAUAGAUUUCCCAUUGAGAAGUACAUAUUUAUUUCACUAAAGAAUUUCAGAACAACGCUAAAAUCAUACUGUCUUCCUUCCCUACUCCCACCACCACCCUCUUUGGGGAAAGGGGUUGUUUUUUAUUUCUUUGCUAAAAUACUACUGGAUAUUUUACCAGUGCCAUGUAACUGUUAAGACAUUUUGCAGAUGUUGAACCUGAGGUUCUAAAAGAUAGUUUAGUACAUCUAGGUUUAGGCCAGUUUAAACAGUAUUAUUUUCACUAUUAGUAAUUUAAAUUCAAGUGAAAUUUUUGAAAAAAAAAAAACUAAAUAUGUUUGCAGUUAACAUUUUCUAGGGAUAUAGGCCAGUGGUAGAGGAUUUACCUACCAUUGGUGAGAUGAGAAAGAAGAGAAGAAGAAAGAGAUCCUGUUUUAGGAAACACCAAAUAAGUACUUAAAUCAUGAUUAAAACUGCCAUUUUGUUUUGUUUUGUUUUGGAAAUUUUAAAAGUGUUUUUCUUUGUGAAGGCUUCUGGCUAUGUAGUCCUAGGCUAGCUUCCUGCCUCAGCUUUUAAGUUAAGAUACCACUAGUUACUAUAUAGAGAUUUGCAAAAUGCGAUAUGGUGAUUAAUAAAGGCUUUUAAACUACUUUUUUUUUUUUAUUCCAGGCUUGCUUCCAGUCAGACUUAAGAUCUCUCUCCCAGCCUUAUGAGUGCUAGGAUUACAAGCAUAUUAUCAUACCCAGACAAUUUUCUAAUACUAGAAUUAGCAAGCUCAACUAAGUUAAAUAUAUGCAUAGCAUAAUGCUGUUUGAAUAGUUGUCUGUGGCCUAUUUUGAGAAGUUUUGUUAUUAUUCACCCUUUAGACUCUUUAAUGCAAGUUUUUUAAGUUAAAUAUUCAGAAUGUGUGGUUAUUGGCUUUCUAGUAAGCAGAAGACUACAAAUCACUGCAUGUAAGGAAAGCCUUAUUUGACCUCACAUAGUAGCUAGAAAUAGUAAGGCUUAGCUGUAAAAGAAUAAAGAGAAUUUGUUACUGAUACUUGCAGAUGCAGUUGGAGCUAGACAUGAAGGAUUUUGUCAUGAGCAGUGUUCCCUCUUAUACCACGCCUCACCUUUGCCUUCUCUAACCUAAUGUUAACUUACCCAUUGUUGCCUGUGACUUGGGAUAAAUCCUUUACGCCUCCAUUUUUUCCUAUUUGGAGAAAACCUGUUCAGGUUCUGUUCUGACUAGCCCCAAACCUACUUUGUGCUGUGAGGGUGAAAUUUGAGAUGCCAUUAGUAUACAUUUAUUGUGUAAUUUAAAGUAUACAGACAAAUUCUAUAAGAAAUAAGGUAAAAUUUUUUGAAAGUUUGUAGUAUGUACUUCUAGCAAAAGGUUAAGCUAGUCUUAAAGAGAAUCAUUUAUAGAUAACUGAUUACACCUAAAAUUUGUAUUGUUUUGUUUUGUUUUUGGGUGGUGCUAGAGAUCUAACCCAGGACCCCCAUGUGUGCUAGACAAGGUUCUCUACCACUGAGCUACAUCCCUAGCCUGGUAAUUCUGAAAUUUUCUAAAGGGUAUAAACAUAAGAUCUUUAGCAUGGAAAACUGUCUUAUAUUUGAACUCUUCUCUAACAUACUUAAGAGGGAAUUUUAGAAUCAAUAGUUGAGGAGAGCAAAGAUGGUCCACAAGGACCAGGGUUCAUAUCCUACAUUGGUCAGCUCACAAAUGCCUGAAUUCCAGCUACAAGACAUCCUGCGCCCUCUACAGGCCUACUUGAGCCCCUAUAACACACAAACAUGUGCAAACACACAAAUAAUAAAAAUACAUCAAAAAAUUACUAGUCUGUAGCUUUGAGCAGUUCUUUGGGGAGGGUUUAUCAUCAUUUUUUUUAACUUUAUACAAUUCUAACUUGUAAAUGCAUAGAACUAGAAUAUUUCAUGGGGCUCAUAAUCUAAACUUUAUCCAGAAAAAAACCCUAAAGUCAUGUAGAAGUAAACUAGAUUUCAGAUCACCAGUUAGAGUAACUCCAUAUUUGAGUUUAUAACACUUUUAACAUCUUUUACAAUGUAAAUGUUUCUCUUUAGGUGUUAGGCAUUUAAUGCAUGUGUGCACAUGUAUGCAGGUGUGCAUAUUUACAAAAGCCUGAGAAGGAUCUUAGAUGUCUUCCCCUACCAACUCUUUUAUUUUUGUGAGACCGCGUCUCCUACUGAGCCUGCACUCCCCAUUUUUGGUUAGGCUGGCUGACUUAAGGAAGCUGAGAUUCACCUGUCUCCGUGCCACAACAGCGUUACCUGGCUGCUUUUGUGGAUCUGGGGAUUCCUUGCAUACAGACUGAGCAUAGAGAUACUCUCUUUUUAGACUCAGCUAAUGUUCAUUAGACAUCAAGAUAUAAUGUUGAAAUUGAGUUCUUAUAAUGUGAAAGGAACUUUAUAAAAAUCAAAUAAUAUGGCUCCUCUUGUUAACUGUACUUAACUAUAUUACAAAGCAUGUGAAAUAGUGUUGUUUUUAGAGGAAAAGAAUAAAGAGCAGUGAAAAGAGUGUGAAACUAAGAUCCUUUGCGUCUAAGAUCUAACACAGCAGCUAAAAUGCCCUCAAGUCACCAAAGGACCUGCUAUGAAGAGUAGGUGAAAAUGUGUGUAGGAGAGAAGUUUUAGAAAAGUGGAGUGCUGGCCGGGCAGUGGUGGCGCACACCUUUAAUCCUAGCACUUGGGAGGCAGAGGCAGGUGGAUUUCUGCGUUCAAGGCCAGCCUGGUCUACAGAGUGAGUUCCAGGACAGACAGGGCUACACAGAGAAACCCUGUCUCAAAAAGAAAACUGGAGUUCUUUACAAAUCCUGACUGUUUCAAAGCUACUUCCAGCCUCCCUGGUACCAGAUGAGUUUGCUCAUGAAACGUUGGUAAGAAACAGUGGAGGGAUGAGGAUUGGUUCUAAAGCUGAAUCAUGUGGGUUAGGAUUAGCUUCGAGAGGGAAGGACGACAGGGAUGAGCCUAGGGCCUUCAACAUGACAAGCAUAUCAGCUAUAUAACCCAUUCGAGUAAGCUUUUUAUUACUAAUGAGGGAAACUUUUUAAUACUACUAAUUCCUCUCACAUGACAAAGAGGUAAAUAGAGGCUUCAUGACCUGUUUUUAAGUUCACUAACUGAUUCAUGAUAGUUUGUCCACAUGUGACGUUCUGAUUGUUCCAGUGGGUUUGUUGUUGUUGUUAUUUUUAUUUUUUUAAUGUAUAUUGGUGUUUUGACUGCAUUUAUGUCUCUAUAAGGAUGUCAGAUCCCCUGGAACAGGAGUUACAGACAAUUGUGAGCUGCCAUGUGAGGUCUGGUUUUCUGGAAGAGCAGCCAGCUCUUAACUGCUGAGCCAUCUCUCCAGCCCCUGUUCCAAUUGUAAUUUAUUUGAACUAGAUUGUAAAUUAUUUCCAUGUGGUAGCUGUGACACUGAGUUAAUCUACUGUUUGUGUAUGUGCUUGUGUUUCAUACUGAUGUACUUCCUUGUGAAAGCCAAAGGUCAGCCAUGGGUGUCGUUUCUCAGGGACAACUAGUUUGGUUUGGUGUUGAAGAAGAGAGAUAGGGAGGGACGGGGAGGGCGGGAGAUGGGGAGGGGAGGGGAGGAAGAGGAGAGAGUGCCUGCUUGCACAUAGUAAAGCUAGAAGAGCAUCAAACCCUCUGGAAUUGGAAUGACAGUUGGUUUAAAAUGACUAAUGUGAAUGUUAGAAACCAAACUAGGGUCCUCUGGGACAGCUGCAAGUACUCUCUUAACCCCAGUGCCAGCUCUCCAGUCCCCCAGCUUGUUUUUUGAUGCAGUCUCUCCUUGGCCUGGAGCUGCUCAGACUAGGCUGGCAGGACCACACCCCCAGGGAUCUGUCUGCUCUGAGAUUACAGGUGCACACCAACACAUCUGGCUUUUUAUGUAGGUUUUGAGGAGUGAACUCAGUUCCUCUUACUUACCAUUAGCUGUCUUCCCAUCCCUGUUUGAUAAACUUAAAGCCAUACACAAAAUUUCUAUUUUUCAAAGUUCCAUUGUGUUAAUUGGGAGAGAGAGGUAUGUAUGCUUGGAAGGAAUCCCAAGCUAUUUAAGAAAAUAGCUGAACAAAAAAUGAACAGAAACUGCACACGUUUAUGAGAUGAGAGAGACUGAAAAUAAUUAGGUUUUGCCACUUAAUGCUAGGAGUAAAAUGAAUUUACUUCAAGACCAAUAAAUUCUAUUUUUCUUGAAGAUAAUGUGAGCUAUUCACAUUAUCUUUUCUUCCCAUUUUUAUUUAAAGAAUGUCUGCAUAAUUUCCCAGUGUUUGCAGAGGACUACCAGAAGUUAAAAUGGGCAUGGUUUUGAGAUUUGUCUUUAAGGGCUUAAGUUUUCUUAACUCACUAUAUACAUAUGCACACUACAUUAAUUUAUUAAAUAAUUGGAAAGUAUAGUGAGUGUAAUUUCUGAAAAACAAACUUGUUUUAAAAAAGAUCAGGAACACCAAAUGCCCUAGACAGCAAACCCAGGUGGUUCUGGGAGGCCUUGUCCUGAGCACUGUCACUCUCUCCUUUUUCUGCCGAUUGUUGUAAGGGCAUUUCAUCUCAACGAACCAUCUUCCCCCAAAUCUUUCCUACCUGCAAGAUUGCGUCCCAGUCUGCAAUUGGAGAUGACUCCCUCCCCAUUCUGUCACCUGAAGAUAUCAAAAUGCUGUACUAGUUUUAAUAUCCCCAGGGCACCAGUUUCCUGCUUUUGCACUUCCUCCCUACUUGACAAAACUUCUUUAAAGCCUCUUCAAAAUACCUUUGAAGUUGGCCUGUGCUUACAUGUUGAGGACAGAGGUCAGUGUUAGCUUUUUGUCUUUAGCCACUCUCUACCUUAUCUUCUGAGACAAGAUCUCUCAGUGAACCUGGAGCUCACUGAUUCAUCUAGAUUAGCUUCACUAGGUAGCCUUAGGGAUCCUAACUGAGGUUCGCGUGUAUGUAGCAAGCUCUUCACCAUCCAUCUCCUGGCCCUUGAAGCCUUUCAUAUAUUAUGUAUUUUAAAGUGAUAAUCCUUUUGUGUGCUCCCACUGCUUUGGAACCUGUUCCUUAAGUAGCUAUUGUUCCUUAAAGUAACUAUUAAUUGCAUCUCUUGGACAUGAACUCCUUGAAAUUGGAAAUGACCAUGUUUCUUAUUGUACUUUUUAGGGGGUGGGGGAGGGGAAGACAUUCGAGUGGAUAAACUCAGUCAUUAAGCUGAACUAAAAAAGUUCAGGAUUAGUAAAAUGCUCUUGGAGCCUAAGAAGUGAUUUAGAUAGAAAUAUCUUGACGGACACAGUCCAGUCAAGCCUAGACAGAUCCAGAAGGGACAGAUCUCCCAUCUUUAUAUAAGAGUCCUUACAAAUACUUAGCUUAUAGUAUGUUUUUUUUUUCCUAUUUGAUCAAUAACACUAUCCUUUUUCAGUGUUUUUAUAAAUCUCCAAACCAAAAAAAAAAAAAAAAAUUAGUUUCCACAGCCUGGCAGUGGUGGUACAUGCCUUUAAUCCCAGCACUCAGAAGGCAGAGGCAGGCGGAUUUCUGAAUUCGAGGCCAGCCUGGUCUACAAAGUUCUACAAAACAAAAAACAAAACAAAAAAACAACAACAACAAAAAAUUAGUUUCCACUGAUAGAUCUCCAAACCUCUCCCUAGCCAAAGGCCAUUUGAUUAAUAUUCCUAAAUUGAGUUUAAAAUUCUAAUGAGCCAAUACAUCUUUCAAAAUGUGGGAACUUGGAAGAAUGGAAGGAGUGAUAUAAUUAGCAGAAUAACCCCACACAUCCAAAGAUUUUUAACCCUAACCCACCAUCACCACAAAAGAAGCAAUUGAAAUGUUUGCUUCACUAGGCAUGUUGCAGGUGUGCUUAAAGACAUGGGCUUACCUUUGUGAAGGAUAGCUAGGAUUAUCUGGUAAGCCCACUUGUGAUCACAGGAAUCCCUAAAAGUAGAAAACGUCCCAGCUUGGUGUGAGCUCAGGCUAAGGAAGAGAGAUGAGAAGCUUGACUGCUGGUUCUGAAGACAAAGAAGAAUUAAAAGCCAAGGAAUGUAGAUGGUUCUAGAACUACAAACACGUGAAUUCUGCCACCAACCGAAAUCUACAAGUAAACAUAACCUCCUUAGAGCUUCCAGAAAACAAAACAGUCUUACUACUGCUUUUAUUUUAACCUUGUUGUGAGAGUUCUGUGGAUGGAUGGAUGGAUGGAUGGAUGGAUGGAUGGAUGGAUGGAUAGAUAGAUAGAUAGAUAGAUAGAUAGAUAGAUAGAUAGAUAGAUAGAUAGAUAGAUAGAUAUUGUAUGGUAAUUAGCAGUAGCAUUGGAAAACUAUAGCAGAGCUAAAGAGGUGGCUCAGUGGGUAGGAGCUCCUGCUGUAUAAACAUAGGGACCUGAGUAGACUCCAACACUCAUAAAAACCUUGGCUUGGCCACCAGCCUAACUCCUGGUUCAGUGAGACCUCGUCUUAAAGGAAGAAGGUCAAAUUUUAUAGAGCAGGACAUUGGAUAUACACACACACAUGCAUGCAGGAGAAAGGGGGGAACUAAAGCAAGUCAAAGAAUCUGAGCUGUAUGUAAUUGAAUGAACUAAAAACAAACCUUGUUAAUACAGGAUUCACAAUGUCUUGUAGAAUACUAGAUUAGAAUACAGUACAGGCAUAUUUUUGUCAGCUCUCACAGGGCAGAGAUUAUAGAGCCCUUAAAGGCUUAAGAAUUAUCUCAGUUUCUGUGGGUCAGAAAUCUGUGUGUGGUGUCUCUUGGUUCUCUGUCUCAGAGUUAAAUCAAGGUGUUCAGCUAGAGGUGUAGUAUCCUCAUAUGGGGUACAUAUCCUCUCCUACCUGAGGUUGCUGGCAGAUUUUAGUUGGAAAAUGGGGGUCUCUAUCGUCCGGGUCUCAGUUCCAGAAUACAGUUCCUUGCCAUCGUCACCAUAGGCAAUUCACAGCAUGGAUUGUUUGCUUUCUUCCACAUGAGCUCAUUUCUAACUUGUCUAAAAUAAGAACUCAAGAUUAGGUCAGAACCUCCCUAGUAAUCAGGAUAAUCUCUCCAUUUAAAAGUGAACUGAGUCAGGUUUGGUAGUACAUGCCUUUAAUCCCAGCAUUCUGAAAGCAGAGGCCAGACUGGGCCACAUAGUGAGUUCCAGGGCAGUCUGAGCCUCUGUCUCAGAAAAACAACAAAAUUAAGCUGAUUUAAGGCAUAAUUUUACAUCUCUAAAAUCUCUUUUCAGGAGUACCUAAAUCUGUGUCUAACUCCAGGCAAGAAUAUUCUCUCCUAACUGGCCAGGAGCUUGCUAUUUAGUCCAAGCUGGCCUCAAGCUCAAAAACCCACCUGUCUCUGGUAUGAACCCACUACACA
Mus musculus (house mouse) is the source of this 9674-nucleotide messenger RNA. It is a transcript of the gene Mex3c, whose product is annotated as mex3 RNA binding family member C. Bases 406 to 1155 code for a protein of 249 amino acids. The record is from RefSeq and is a predicted model, not a curated record. Gene Ontology annotation, cellular component: nucleus; cytoplasm. The transcript has 2 exons. Lineage: Eukaryota; Metazoa; Chordata; Mammalia; Rodentia; Muridae. Gene Ontology annotation, molecular function: nucleic acid binding; ubiquitin protein ligase activity; RNA binding.